Gongylonema pulchrum is the source of this 1590-nucleotide messenger RNA. The record is from the annotation of a GenBank genome assembly. NCBI's taxonomy places the organism in Eukaryota, Metazoa, Nematoda, Chromadorea, Rhabditida, Gongylonematidae.
AUGUCGGUGGUGUCCGAGAGUUCCGGACGACGACCGUCCUCACACCGCAACUUGCGAAUGGCACGAAAUCUCUCGCGAGGUCGUGCUGGCUCAACGGACGCUAGCGCCUCAUUCAUUCCACAUUUUUCUGCCGCCGCAAGUGAAGGUGUCAAGUUGACAGUUGGUGAUGAGGAUAAUUGGGCCGAAAAUACUACCGUUAUCACGGGCAGCACAAGUGAGCACUCAUACAGUGGCCUCACGGAACGUGCAUUUGUUGCUCCAGUGGGACGUGUGGUUGCCAGGCGAUGUUCACGGAUUUGUUGGCUUGCCAGUGCCUCAGUAAUUUCAUUUGUAGCUGUCUUCUCAUCGCCCGCCAUGGUUGCAUUCCCAGUUAUCUUGUAUCGGCUCGGAUUUGACUGGCCUGAGAUGCUCUGUGGUGCCGACUGUCAGGGGAUGAUGCUGAAUCUGGCGAUGAAAACACUGCUUCUGCUCGGAGCACUUUGGGCAAUGUACUUUCGUCAUGCGGCCGCCGAUCUGCCACGUCUGUUUUUCCAUCGCGCUGCACUGGCAUUCCUGGCCACAUUCAUUCUGUUCGCCUUCUGGCUCUUCUACACUGUCCGCAUAUUAUUCGAGAAGGAAGGGAAUUACAAUGUGGUUGUUACAUUCGCUCUUUCACUACUCGAUGUCAUGCUGUACUUUCACUACGCCACCGUUAUUGUACUGGAGCUACGUUCGCUGAGGCCCGAAUUUACGGUGUGCGUUGUGCGAGAUCCGGAUGGGGAAAGUCGAACGUUUACGCUUGGAAUGAUGAGUAUCCAAGAAGCCGCUGUUCACGUACUUCGUCAGUACUACGCUUCGUUUCCAUCCUAUAACCCGUAUUUGGAUAAAGCUCUCAGUGGAGGAUCAAUGCAUUUCAGAUCUGGUUUGUCGCAGCCACCAUCAGCUGGCUUCAAAAUGUACGACAUCGAAGGCCUGGGCAACGAAUGCACGAUAACGGAGGCCAGUGCACGAGCAAUUAUGGAAGCUGCUGCAAAAAGACGUAUCGGUGGACAUAAUGAACGCUACCACGAAAUCAUGGAAUGGGAGCGGAGAGUGCAGAAACGUAAAUAUCGCCUGAUUAGUACCACGGAGGAAGCAUUCGCUAGUGUGCAGAGUGUGACGGCUAAUAAUCAAAACAAGGUACUAGGAGAGCCAAUGGAAGCACUUGGAGCAGCGCAGGCAGUGUUUUCGGCAAUUGCAAGGCCUCUGAACAAGUAUCUAAAGCUCACUCGACAACAGCCACGCCAUACUGCCGACCAAGUGGUGGCGCACCUCGCCAGAUGCCUUUCGCUUCGCUUCACAGCUGCUACUUUUUUGCAGAGAUUCUUCUCGUCCAAAUUUCCUUUCCCGGAGCGCGUGGGCGAAGCAAAGUGGUCAAUUGUAUGCAACAUCCAGGCAUCUGCUGCAAUCCGGCAUGGUACAGUGUUCGUAUUGCGCUGUCACGAGCGCGACGAUGAUGCUGGAGUGCAGCUACUCUGCUCGUUCCAUUCAUUCCCCUUUUUCAACCUCACCGAGCAGCAGUCAUCCACUUCAAAAUUUGCACUGAAAAUUACUCCCGAGUCGAAUGUUUAG